AUGACUUUGAAAUUUGUAAGUUUAAAAUGUUGGUUACUUUUAAUAUGUUGCGCCAUCAACUCUGCAUGUGGGGACAAUGCAUGUUCCAAUUGCUUUCCACAUGGCGAGUGCCAAACUAACAGAGAGGGUUGGGCAGCCCCUCCGCAUGCCAUUGGCGACAAGUCAUUGGUUGCAAGAACUGGUCCAUAUGGCUACAUCGAUCAUGGCAGAUUAGAACAUUGCAUCAAUGCCGAAUAUCGACUAACAGGUGAUGUCUUCGACUACAUUUGCUUUUGGAAUAAACCACACAAAUGUGAAGCUGUUGUGCCCCAUUACAAGUUGCAAAAUAGAGAAUUGAUGAAGCGCAUCUGCAGUGAUUGUGCCAAAUAUUGCGCUUGCAACAAUGCACCCACAUCUUCCCACUUGGAUCGCAGAUAUAUUCUAUUUGUAUGCUUUGUUGUGACCAUCAGCAUUGUUGUGUAUUGAUUAAAGCAAUUGGAAAUGCAGCUCAA
Drosophila grimshawi is the source of this 491-nucleotide messenger RNA. RefSeq lists its product as uncharacterized. The record is from RefSeq and is a predicted model, not a curated record. The coding region runs from base 1 to 465 and encodes 154 amino acids. The transcript is spliced from 3 exons. Lineage: Eukaryota; Metazoa; Arthropoda; Insecta; Diptera; Drosophilidae.